Molecule: messenger RNA, 993 nt
Organism: Nicotiana tabacum (common tobacco)
Lineage: Eukaryota; Viridiplantae; Streptophyta; Magnoliopsida; Solanales; Solanaceae
Source: RefSeq, a predicted model, not a curated record
AUGGUUGAAUCAACGAUUCUUUCCAAAAAGAUGAUCAAGCCCUCUUCCCCCACCCCUUCUUCCCUUAGUCGUCACAAUCUUUCUUUCAUUGAUCAGAUAGCUAGUUCUGCAUUCUCUCCAAUUGUCGUCUUCUACUCUAAACCUACAAAUAACACAAGGCAGAUUCUUGAAAAUUCUCUUUCAAAAGUAUUGUCCUCUUAUUAUCCCUUUGCCGGAAGAAUCAAAGAUGAUUAUGAAUACGUUGAGUGUAAUGACACAGCAAUCAGUGGAUGCCUAUCACACAAGAUUGCUGAUGGAUAUAGUCUCUUGAAACUCCUUAAGGAUUGGGCUGCUACAGCUCGACUUGAGUUGGAUUUCAAACCAUCUACUCAAUUUGAUGUACAUUCUUUCUCAUCCUCUAGUUUGGACAGACUCAAGGAUAUUGUUGCAAUGAAUUCACAAGUGCAGAAUCCAAUUCGUGUUGAAGUUGCUACAGCACUGCUUCAUAAAUGUGGAUCGGCAGUAUCAAUAGCGAAUUUAGGCGUGUUCCAACCAUCUUUACUGUGCCAUUUAAUGAAUUUUCUUCCACCACUGCCCCAAAACACCAUUGGAAACGCUUGUUAUUUCUUUGGAUCAACAGCAGCGAAGGAAAAUGAGACACAAUCUCAACUACGUAAGGCUAAGCAAUAUAUUCAAGACAAGUCGAAAGAUCCAAAUCAGCUAGCCUCGCAUUUACUUGAAAAAUUCAAAGAGCGUGCAAACAAAUCAGAGAAGAAUAAAUUUGAUUUUUAUAUGUGCAGUAGAUUGUGCAAUUUAGGAGUAUAUAAGAUUGAUUUUGGAUGGGGUGAGCCUAUAAGGGUGACACUUGCAAGAAAUCCAAUGAAGAGUAACUUCAUUUUCUUGGAUUCCCCAAAUGGAGACGGGAUAAAUGUGCUAAUCACUUUGACAGAAGCUGAUAUGUUAAUAUUUCAGAGUAACAAAGAGCUCCUAGAGUUUGCUUCACCAGUAGUUUAG